CCACCAGACCAGAUAGAGGUCUCCUGCAAGAGAAAGAUACGGGGGUAAGAGGAUAGCAAGGGAGUGAAAGUCAGGAAAUAGCAAGCCGCCGAAGGCAGAGAGAACGAGCAAGUCACGGGACGGAGCCCCAAGCUCGGGCAGGUCGUUGAAUGAUAGAGAUCGCGAGUUAAACUUCCUAACCGCGUGUGCUGAUCCGAUUACGACGUAAAUGUUAGCGGUCAUUGCUGGUCUUAGGCAUAUUUUCGUCUGUAUCCUGCGGCUCGUUUGCUACGAGCACGAGUUUUUAGUCCCUGAAUUGAAUGUUCGACCGCAUUCAAUGCAUGUCUAAUCCUGAACUCGUUUGUUUUCCACCAUACGUAUAACAAAGUCAUCGAGCCACCACGGUACAUCUAGACAAAAAUAGACAUGAUAAAUUCUUCAGGCCGGCCGCUGCAGCAGCAGCAGCAGCCUCAACAGCAGCAACAACAGCAGCCGUCGCAGCAGCAGCAGCGGCCGUGCGAUGUGGCGACGUUCCAGCGGAGCAGCGUCCACAUACUGCUAUCGGAUAAGGACAGCGAUUCGCGGAGCAGCGUGUUGGAAUUAUUGCGGAGCUGUUCAUAUCAAGUGACGGCGGUGGAGAAUGCUCGAGCGGCGCUGCAGCUGCUGCGGUCGGGCACGGCGGCGAUCGACCUCAUUCUGGCGGAGGUCGAGCUGCCCAACGGCAAGGGCAUGAAGAUGCUCAAGCUCAUCGCGCGCGAGGAGCGGCUGCGGAAAAUACCGAUAGUCAUGAUGUCAGCACGCGACGAGAUGGCCAUUGUGGUGCGCUGCCUGCGUCUCGGCGCGGCGGAUUUCCUCGUGAAGCCGCUGCGGACCAACGAGCUCUUGAAUCUUUGGACGCACAUGUGGCGCCGCCGCCGAUCGGCGUCUUGCAAGUUCGGCCUAACGGAGCGGCCGCAGAACCUGGUGCCUGUGAGCAUGAACGAGCUGCCGCACGACUUUGUGUUCAUCGACACCAGCGAGUCCAACACCGGCACCGGCAGCACGGACCUGUUCUCCGAUGAGACCGACGAGAUGCGCCGGAGCAGCACGCAGCAGCAGCAGCACCAGCAGCUGCAGCUGCAGCUGCAGGAGCAGCAGGAGCAGCAGCAGCAACUGCAGGAGCUGGAGCAGCAGCAGCAGCAACAGCAGCUGGUGCAGCAGUGGCGGCAGGUGCGGCAGGAGGUGGAUGUGGAGCAGUGGAGGCAGGAGCAGGAGCAGGUGCUGCUGCAGGAGCACAGACAGCAGGAGCGCCUGUUGCAGAGGCAGCAGGAGGACCAGAAGCAGCAGCAGCAGCAGCAAGGGCACGGGAAGCAGCAACAACAGCAGCAGCAGCGGCGGCAGCAGCAGCAGCACGAGCAGAGACAGGAGCAAAAGCCAGAGCAGGAAAGAAAUGCCGAGCAGAUUCGGGCACCUAAGGCGCACAAGGGCAAAGAAGCCAUUGGCGCCAGUGUCAACGCUCCUCCAGUGCAAAUCUCCCGCCAACUGGCAAGUCCGGCGAUGCAGGGCGACGUUAAAGGGCGGGGAGGGCAAGGUAUGCAAAUAGAGAUGCAUCAAGGGGGGGAAAGCAGAGGAGGGAAGGAGAAAGGCAGGGAAAGGAAGGGUGAUGUUGUGGGAGGAGGCAAGAGGAGGGGCGACGUGGUAGGGAGUGCAGCGGCGGAUUGCGCCAAGAGGAGAGGAGCAUGCGAGGUGACGGCGUCCAAACGCUUGCGGAUGAAUGAUGCGGUUGGAUGCGGUGGAAUGGAGCAACCAGGCAAGGCACGGAGAGAGGAGCACGAAGAUGUGACGAGGGAGAGGGGACCGAGAGAGCAGCAGCAGCUGGGGUGUGGCGAGGGGGUGGGGGACCGGAUGGAAGGAGGACAGGCAAUGAGUGAGGACACUGGUGCUGGUGGUGACGGUGCUGCUGCUGCGGCUGCUGCUGCUGCUGCUGCUCGUGCUGCUGGUGCUGCUGGUGCUGCUGGUGGUGGUGCAUUUGGCGAGCACGACACGGAGGGAGGAAUGGACGACCAGAGUAAGGGGAUAGAAGGCUGUGAUUUGGAUACCAGGGCUCGACAGGUGCUGCCUACCUUCACCUAUCUUCCUUUCUGCCUGUCGUUUUCCUCUGCCCACCUCUGCCUGUCAUAUGCAUUGCCAUAUCCGCCUACUGUUGUCAUUGCCCCAUUGCCCCAUUACCCAUGUGCGAAACGCUCCACCGUGGCCCAGUUUUUCACACCCGCACACCACUCUCGUUGUGCUCCUUUCUUUGUCCCUGCCUUCCUUGCCUUGUCCCUGCAGCCAUCCCCGCAGCUCGAGCUCUCUCUCAUGCCUCCUCUCACUCACCGACUGCUCCCUCCCCCCUUUCCUCCUCCUCCUCCUCCUCCUUCGCCUCCUGCAAUUAGCGCCGCAAUGCUCGCCGCCUCCCUGCCGUUCAACGCUUCCCUGCACGGCCGCUCUCCGCUGCUCACUGCUCCAGCACUCCCAUCGGCACCCCCAAUCAGCACGUUACUGCUCGCUUCCACCCCCAUUUGCCCGGGCGCUGUUGUUCCAGGAACUGGGCCAGCAACAGCAGCAGCAGCAGCAGCAGCAGCAGCAGCAGCAGCAGCAACAGGUUGCACAGCAGCAGGGGGUGCUAGGUCACUUCUGCCAGCACUGGUACCUGCCAGCACUCUUGCCCGCGCUACAGCACCAACCGCUGCGUUACCACCACCCACGGCGGUAGGAGGCGCACUUCCCAGAGGCGUUGGCCUCAGUGCUUCUCUCAUGCAUCCCAAUCCCUUGCACAUGACAGCUCGUGACACGGGCUCAAAUCCAGACAAGCCCUUGUCGCAGCUCACCACCUGUCCCCUGCCUGCUAUCCCCUCUGAACCUAGCCUACCUUGGCUUCGGCCCACCGGCGCAAGAGCUUUCCUCCUUGACCCUGCGCUUCUUGCCCCGACGCCUGCUGCUUCUGCUCCUGCGGCCGCUGCUGGCACUGCCACUGGCACUGGUGCUCAUGCUCUUGUUCGAGAGGUCCCUCGAGUUGGCGGAGGUGCAGUGACAGGGAACGGUGCUGAAGGUGCCGCUAGUGUUGGUGCUAGUGGCCUAGAUGCGGCUGCUGGCACACAAGGGGCCCUCUUCAAGCAAGGGCUCUUCAGUGCCCUGCUCUCUUCACCAGAUGCACCGUGGCGCACUUCAGCAAGCCACAGGCACGAUGUGGGUUAUGGUCCAGGAGGGGGGAAACGGGGAGAAGAGAGAGCGGGCGGGGCAGAGAAGGAUGCUGGGGCCGAACGAGAGGGUGAGGCAGAGGUAGGGCACAGGGCGGGAAAGAAGGUGAGGGGGCAGGUGGAGGGAUCGGGAGAGACAGACAGGGAGGGGGAGGUGGGCCAGGCAGCCGCAUUAGCGCCCACAGCAGCAGCAAUAGGCCCCCCCGCAAUACUAUCAACAGCUGCAGCGGCAGCAGCAGCAGUAGCAGAGCCUCCUCCUUCUAUCGCACUGCACAAACCACCUACGCCAGCAUCAGCAUCUGAGUCCGCCAGAGCAUCUGGCACUGCCCGGGGAAAGGACGGCUCCCCUACAGGAGCAUCCGGGGGAGGCGCUUCUGCUGGUGGGACGGGCAGCGGGGGAAGCAGGACCGGGAAUAGAGGGGGAGUAGUUUCAGCGGCUAUGGGUCGAGGCGAGGUAACUCAGCAGCUGGAGGCGCUGCAGGCACAGGACCAUAUGAACACGCGAGGCAAUGGCUGUGGUAGCAGCAGCCUUGUAGACCAUGCUGCGUACAACCACAUACCUGCACAUGCAGCUAGCUUGGCCGGUGCAGGCAGCAGCAUGACAGGCGGGCACCUGGGGUCUUCCAAUUGGUGGGGUGGCGCAGGGCAGGGGCCAUCCAGUGCUGUCCCAUCCCGGGGCACGUGCCCUGCUUGGGACAGCACCACGGUCUUUGGAGCAACCGCCCCCACUGGCGCCACGCCUGGCGUUGAUGGGUUUACUGCAGCAGCGGCCGCAGCAGCCGCUGCAAUGGCGGCUGCAGCUGCUGCCACAGCUGCUGCCACUGCAGCGCCCUCCUCCUCCCACCCCUUCGCUGGGCUUGUUUCUAACCAGCCUGUCACUCCUCAUCCGUUCCCUCCCCACUCCUUCCCCCACCCUUUGCAAUUCCUCAACUUCCACCCGCCUCACAGUCUGUCACAGGACCUACAGCCCCCCCCUGACUCCCUGAACCCUCCGUUGGACCGCCCCCCCUCGUCCCUUAUCCCAUUCCCACCCACGCUUCCUGCUCUCGCUACUCACAUGCCAGCUCAGCAGCAGAGCCAGCACAUGCCAUCGCCAUUCCAGCACCUGCCGCCACACAUAGCAGCCGCUGCUGCUGCAGCAGCAGCAGCCUCAGGCCUUCCCCCCCAGCACCCCCUCACUCAGUCCCUUGUCGCCGCCGCUGCUGCUGCAGCUGCCAUGCCAUCAGCAGCCGUCCCGCCCUCACCUGGAGCCCACCUGGGUAAUCACCUGGCGCAGGGCCCCCUCUUUAACCACCCGCAGCAUCACACCCACCCGUUCUUUGCCGCGGCUGCAGCAGCUGCUGCUGCCUUCCCUCACCUGUCUCCAGAAGCGGCAGCAGCAGCUGCUGCAGCUGCUGCUGCUACUGCAAGCCUGCACAUGUCAACAGGCCUUUCCACCCUUCCUCCUCCCACUCCUGCGUCAAGUCAUUCCAUGUUCUCAAACGACCUACUAGGGACCACCAACGCAGGACCCUUACCCCCAGCCUCCACAGCAGCUGCCUCGAUCCAAGCCAUGCCCAUCCCCCCUCACAACCCAUUUUCCAUAUUCUCCUCCCUCUCUCCCCCACAAGUCCCCCUUGGUGCGCCUGGGGGUCUUCACCUGGCCACGCAGCCAGGGCACCUUCCUGACAUGGCUGCGGGCGUUUCCUUGCUGCCAGGGAGUGGAGGGGGGGAUGCCGGGGCAACAGGCUACCCCUGGCCGGGGCAGGGGGGGGGAUUGCAUUUCUCUGCAGCGUCAAUGGCUGCAGCGGCAGCUGCUGCUGCAGCAGCAGCUGCAUCAGGAGCUGGUAUAGGAGGAGGGUGUGGAGGAGGAGAAGCGGGUGGGGGAAAUAUGGGAGGUGGGAUUGGUCCAGGGGGAGGGGGAGGGCAGAUGGAGAGGCGAGUGGAGAUGUAUGACAGGCGGGAGGCAGCGCUGUGCAAGUUCAGGCAGAAGCGCAAGGAUAGGUGCUUUGAAAAGAAGAUUCGGUAUGUGAGCCGGAAGCGGCUCGCAGAAAUGAGGCCGAGAGUGAAAGGGCAGUUUGUGAGGCAAACUGGUGGAGGGGGAGGUGCGUCAGGGAUGGCGAGGGAUGAGGAAACGGAAGAAGAUGACGAGGAAGAGGAGGAUGGCGAUGGUGGACUUUGUGAUGGUGGAGCAGGAGCACCCUAAGGAAUGCAUCUGAUUUCUAAUCGCAACUUUUGAGCAGAAUUAACGUUGCUUGACUUGAAAUAGAUGCAACCAAACUGAUUGCUUGGUUAUCAGCACUCAACCCACUUCAUUUAUUGACAUUGCCAUGUUAACCAUGGUUUUGUUGUGAUGCAGUUUUAGA
This is a messenger RNA of Closterium sp. NIES-67, 5542 nucleotides long. The record is from the annotation of a GenBank genome assembly. Lineage: Eukaryota; Viridiplantae; Streptophyta; Zygnematophyceae; Desmidiales; Closteriaceae.